AUGGAUCACUUUGAAGGAGCAUCUCAAGACGAUUUCACAUAUUUGGAAUAUUCAGCAGACACGCAAUCGUCGCAGUAUGACUUUAACAGUGAUUUCACACAAACGCAAUUACAAAAAGAUCAUCAAAAGCUUUACUUUCAGAACGAUGAUGACUUGAGUUCAGAUCUUUCUUUAGCCUCUCUAUCUUUAAACAAUAAUAAUUUAAAGAAUGACAGUACUAGCAAUGACCUCCACUUCAUUGAAGACGACAUCACACCUAACGAUGAGUUCAGUGAACUUUUAAGUAAGGAACAAGAAAAGGAUUUGCCCCCUCAUGCUUGUAAAUACUGUGGUAUACACUCACCCGCUUCUGUGGUCAAAUGUGUUACUUGCCAUCGCUGGUUUUGUAACUCCCGUGGUAAUACUUCCAGCUCGCAUAUUAUCAACCAUUUAGUACGCGCAAAGCAUAAAGAAGUCAGUUUACAUCCUGAUUCUCCUCUUGGCGAUACUGUAUUGGAAUGCUAUAAUUGUGGUUGUAGGAAUGUUUUCCUGUUGGGCUUUAUACCGGCCAAAAGUGAUACCGUAGUAGUCUUAAUCUGCAGACAACCUUGUGCUGCCGUACCUUAUUCCAAAGAUAUGAACUGGGACACAUCUCAAUGGAUGCCUUUAAUCGAUGAUCGUUGUUUCUUGACUUGGCUAGUCAAAAUUCCUUCAGAUCAGGAACAACUCCGUGCACGUCAAAUCACUUCUGUUCAAAUUAAUAAACUAGAAGAGUUAUGGAAGGAUAACGGUGAAGCUACUCUUGAAGAUCUAGAAAAGCCCGGUGUGGAUGACGAGCCGCAUCCUGUUCUGCUGAGAUAUGAGGAUGCUUACCAAUAUCAGAAUAUUUUUGGUCCUCUUGUCAUGAUGGAAGCUGAAUACGAUAAAAAGUUGAAAGAAUCUCAAACUUGUGACGAUAUCGUUGUACGCUGGGAUAUUGGUCUCAAUCAAAAGAAUAUUGCUUGGUUCUAUUUCCCUAAGCUCGAACUUGGCGAAAUCAAGUUGGCAGUGGGUGAUGAACUGCGUUUACGUUAUCGCGGAGAAUUGCAUGAACCUUGGAGCGGCACAGGCCAUGUCAUUAAAAUUCCCAAUAAUGUCAGCGAUGAGGUGGCUCUUGAACUUUCGCGUGUUGGAAAUCCACCUACCGAAUGCACUCAUAACUUUUCUGUGGACUUUGUUUGGAAAUCAACCUCCUUCGACCGUAUGCAGUCAGCCAUGAAAACAUUUGCUGUGGAUGAGACGAGUGUGAGUGGCUAUAUCUAUCAUCGUCUUCUAGGACAUGACGUCGAACCUCAGUUACUCAAGACACAAAUGCCCAAACGUUUCUCUGCUCCUCAUCUUCCAGAACUCAAUCAUUCUCAAGUAUAUGCCGUUAAAUCUGUACUUCAAAAACCCCUCAGUUUGAUCCAAGGUCCUCCUGGUACCGGUAAAACAGUAACCUCGGCUUCUAUAGUUUAUCAUUUAGCAAAGAUGAAUCCUGGUCAAGUUCUUGUGUGUGCUCCUUCAAACGUUGCAGUGGAUCAAUUAGCGGAAAAGAUUCAUCAGACAGGUCUCAAGGUUGUGCGUAUUACUGCCAAGUCUCGUGAAGAACUCGACUCUCCUGUUUCUUUCCUUACCCUUCAUGAGCAAGUGCAGAAUAACGAUACCAAUAUUGAAUUACAAAAGCUGAUUCAACUCAAACGUGACCAGGGUGAACUCAGUGCCUCAGAUGAAAGAAAAUAUAAAUCUCUCAAACGGGCUUGUGAAAAAGAGAUCUUAUCCAAUGCUGAUGUCAUUUGUUGUACUAGUGUUGGUGCUGGUGAUCCCCGUAUUGCCAAGUUACGCUUCCGAACUGUCUUGAUUGAUGAAGCUACGCAAGCUUCAGAGCCUGAAUGUAUGAUACCCUUGGUGUUGGGUUGCAAGCAAGCAGUCUUGGUGGGUGAUCAUCAGCAAUUGGGUCCUGUUAUUAUGAAUAAAAAGGCCGCGAGGGCUGGUCUUUGUCAAUCUCUUUUUGAAAGACUGGUUAUCUUGGGUAUCCGACCUAUUCGUUUGCAAGUCCAGUAUCGUAUGCAUCCUUGCUUGUCUGAAUUUCCCAGUAACAUGUUCUACGAAGGUACUUUACAAAACGGUAUUACUACUCAAGAACGUAUCCGUAAAGACGUCGAUUUCCCUUGGCCCGUACCUGAAACUCCUAUGAUGUUCUAUGUCAAUUUGGGCAACGAAGAAAUUUCGACAUCAGGUACUUCCUACUUAAAUAGAACAGAAGCUUCAAAUUGUGAGAAGAUUGUUACGCGUUUCAUGAAGUCUGGUAUUUUGCCCUCUCAAAUUGGCGUUGUGACGCCUUAUGAAGGUCAGCGUUCCUAUAUUGUUCAAUAUAUGCAAUUUAAUGGAUCCAUGCGCAAAGAUUUGUAUAAAGAAAUUGAAGUGGCUAGUGUGGAUGCUUUCCAAGGCCGUGAAAAGGACUAUAUUAUUCUCAGUUGUGUACGUUCUAAUGAACAUCAAGGUAUUGGUUUCUUGAGCGACCCACGUCGUUUGAACGUGGCUUUGACCCGUGCUCGUUAUGGUGUUGUCAUUCUGGGUAAUCCUAAAAUCCUUUCUCGUCAUCCUUUAUGGCAUCAUUUGUUGGUACACUAUAAGGAAAAGGGAUGUUUGGUGGAUGGUGCUUUGAAUAAUCUUCGUGUGUCGAUGAUUCAAUUUAAUCGGCCCAGAAAAUCAUAUCGCAAGGAUGAUAAGUUUAGACAGGGUUUAGCUCAUCAAAUCGAUGCUCGUGAAGCAUUCGCAAGACCCCCUCUCGCUAGUGAAAAUCGUCGUGGUGGUGUAGGUGCAGGCGCUCCUGGUGAUAUGUUGAACAAAGGCUACUAUGGAAUGGAUUUCAUGCAAACACAUGAUCCUGUGGGUUAUAUUCCCUCUGAUAUUGCAUCUUUACCUAGUUCUCAAUUUAGUAUUCCUUUCAUCCCUUCCGCCAGCGGGCCUUUUACACAAGAUCUAUCUCAAUCUAGUGUAUUUAACCGUAAAAGGGCCCAGCAGCAGCAAAGUGACAGCACACAAAAUACUCAACAAUCGCAAAUUCAACAACAACAGCAUCGGUAUAUACCUGGUUCAUCCACUUUUGGUAAUCAUGCUAUGACCUGGCAAUCACAGAAUAAUAUGAGCCAACAAAGCACCAAUUUUUACAGCAGUCAAACUUCAAUUGGUUUGGCUCUUUCUCAAAGUGACAGAUUGCGCAUGAUGAAUGAAUUAGCAAGUCAACAACAACAAUUACAGAACGGUAGUGGUAGCGGUAGCAGUAACAAAAAUAACGCUAAUACAGCGAAUAAGAUGAUGAUGAUGAGUCAAGAUAGUCUUUUACAAUAUAACUUUGAAGAUUACAAGUCUCAGGACACAACUGCCCCAGUGACCAAUUUAACACAACAAGACUUUGAUUUUAAAAGUCAAUCCAGUCAAUCCUUCACACAAUUUUAA
Messenger RNA from Mycotypha africana, 3459 nucleotides. Its product is annotated as RNA helicase-domain-containing protein. Bases 1 to 3459 code for a protein of 1152 amino acids. The record is from RefSeq and is a predicted model, not a curated record. Lineage: Eukaryota; Fungi; Mucoromycota; Mucoromycetes; Mucorales; Mycotyphaceae. Gene Ontology annotation, cellular component: cytoplasm. Gene Ontology annotation, biological process: nuclear-transcribed mRNA catabolic process, nonsense-mediated decay. Gene Ontology annotation, molecular function: RNA binding; RNA helicase activity; zinc ion binding. The transcript is spliced from 3 exons.